CCUUUACGCCAUAUGCGUACGACAGCGUCCCUUAAAAAAUCGCUUCUGUCAUACAACCAGGAAGGAGGUGGGAUAGCCGUGCAAAGCUAACAUCCCUGUCUUUUCGCUAUUCUUUUGCCGAAAAUAAUGGGGUCUUCCAGGUGGAAGAUUGCAGUGGCGGUGCUUUUCGUAGUAGAGUGUUCACUAUUAUCUGUGGGGGCAGAUGAACACGAGCAUACGUACGUAGACAAGGAGGAGGUGGUGUUAUGGAUGAAUACGGUGGGGCCUUACCAUAACCGACAAGAGACGUACAAGUACUUCUCCUUGCCCUUCUGUGUGGGCACCAAGAAGACCAUCAGUCAUUACCACGAGACUCUUGGAGAAGCUUUGCAAGGAGUGGAGCUGGAGUUCAGCGGACUAGACAUAAAGUUCAAAGAUGAAGUCAUGCAAACCUCAUACUGUGACAUUGAGCUGGACAAAGCCAAAAGGGAUGCCUUUGUUUACGCCAUAAACAAUCACUACUGGUACCAGAUGUACAUCGAUGACCUUCCCAUCUGGGGUAUUGUUGGUGAGGCCGAUGAAAAUGGAGAGGACCAUUACCUGUGGACGUACAAGAAGCUGGAGAUCGGCUUUAAUGGCAACCGGAUCGUGGACGUCAACCUGACAAGUGAAGGCAAAGUCAAGCUGGUGCCAAACACGAGAAUCGCUAUGUCCUAUUCUGUCAAGUGGAAGAAGUCGGACGUUAAGUUUGAAGACCGGUUCGACAAGUACCUUGAUCCUUCCUUCUUUCAGCACAGAAUUCACUGGUUCUCCAUCUUCAACUCCUUCAUGAUGGUCAUAUUCCUGGUGGGCUUGGUGUCCAUGAUUCUGAUGAGAACGCUGCGGAAGGAUUACGCCAGAUACAGCAAAGAAGAGGAAAUGGAUGACAUGGACCGCGACCUGGGCGACGAGUACGGCUGGAAGCAGGUGCACGGGGACGUGUUCCGGCCCUCCAGCCACCCCAUGCUCUUCUCCUCCCUGAUCGGCUCCGGCUGCCAGAUCUUCUCCGUGUCCUUCAUCGUCAUCAUCGUGGCCAUGAUCGAGGACCUGUACACGGAGAGAGGAUCCAUGCUGAGCACGGCCAUUUUCGUGUACGCCGCAACCUCUCCCGUCAACGGCUACUUCGGGGGCAGUCUGUAUGCAAAGCAAGGAGGCAGGAGAUGGAUCAAGCAGAUGUUCAUCGGGGCUUUCCUGAUCCCCGCCAUGGUCUGCGGCACUGCCUUCUUCAUCAACUUCAUCGCCAUGUACUACCACGCGUCCAGAGCCAUCCCCUUCGGCACCAUGGUCGCCGUCUGUUGCAUCUGCUUCUUCGUCAUCCUGCCGCUCAACCUGGUGGGAACCAUUCUGGGGAGGAAUCUGUCCGGCCAGCCUAACUUCCCCUGCCGGGUGAACGCCGUGCCCAGACCCAUCCCCGAGAAGAAGUGGUUCAUGGAGCCGGCGGUCAUCGUCUGCCUUGGAGGAAUCCUGCCGUUCGGAUCCAUUUUCAUUGAAAUGUAUUUUAUCUUCACAUCUUUUUGGGCCUACAAGAUCUACUACGUGUACGGCUUCAUGAUGCUGGUUCUGGUGAUCCUGUGCAUCGUGACGGUCUGCGUCACCAUCGUGUGCACCUACUUCCUGCUCAACGCCGAGGACUACAGAUGGCAAUGGACCAGCUUCCUGUCUGCAGCGUCUACCGCUGUAUAUGUUUACAUGUACUCCUUUUACUACUAUUUCUUCAAAACAAAAAUGUACGGGCUUUUCCAGACCUCCUUCUACUUUGGCUACAUGGCAGUGUUCAGCACCUCCCUGGGAAUCAUGUGUGGUGCCGUUGGCUACGUCGGAACAAGUGCCUUCGUGAGGAAGAUCUACACAAACGUGAAAAUCGAUUAGGACCGGGAGAUCUGACCACGGGCAUCCUGACCAAGGCGGCGGGCACAAGUCAUUCUUUUUUUUUUUUUAUCUCCCUUUUCUUUUUGCAAAGAGAUUUCAUAUAAUCUCACUUUGUACAAUGUCUUCUUUUCCCCAAAUGUCUUCUUUCCAGAAUGAGUUUCAAUGCCGCAACACAGGUGAAUACGGGCGGAUGCGUGGCAAGACGCGAAACAUUGGUUCUGUUUUUAAUCAAACGAUUUGAAACAAAUGUUGGGGCAGAUGUUUACGGAUGUGGUGAUUGCUCCUUCCAGUCCCUCCUGAGACCUGAGAACAUAGAUCUUUAUUAUUGAUGGAUUAGUCUCGCUCUCUUCAGUGAAGAGGCCUAAGUGUAUCGAAAGCCUUUGUUCUAUUGUACUGGAACAUCGGAGAGGGAGGUUUGUGUCUGUGCUCGGACUUGAUGCUAUUUUGUAUUACUGAGUCACACUGAAUAUGGUUACUAUUGUUUUUUCGGUCUCCUCACGCUCUUACCGUAAAACGACGGGGGAGUAAAUGCAUAGGUUGGUAGAAGAUGGUACAGCCACAGCCGAGAAACGCCAUGCAUCCAACCUCAAGGAGCUCUCGUAACCGUCCCAACACACCUUACGUUCUUUUGACAAUGCAGACUCCGUUUCAAUAUCUCAUCCGUUUUUUGAGGGAAGUUAUUUUUAGUCCUGCUGUAGUUUUUUUUUUUUUUUUUUUUUUUCACCUGCUCAAAACAAAUUAUUAAACAGAAGCUGAACUGACCCAACAGUUGAGGUACGUUUCAACGCAGAUUAUUUGAAAUGGAUGUUUUGACGUAGUUCCAUUUCCCCUACGUAGUCUGUUUUCUUAGUGUUUGGGUUUGAAUGAAGUCUACUUGUAAAGAUAAUAUAUGGAUAGGUGGGAAAAGUGUAUAUAACCAUAAUGUACCUUUUUAGAUGUAGAUCCCAAAUGUAUUUUCGUUGUACAGAUUUACGACAGGGUUUUCUUUUUUUCUUUUUUUUUUUUAAACCAAUCAUUCUGUUCUGGACAGUUCCUCUUUUAGUUUAGUGUUUGGUGCUUGGGGUCGGGCUGGUGGCGCUGUUACAUCCUGCCUGAAAUUGCAUGAAGUCUCCACCUAACGAUGCGCUCAUCAUACUCUACUUUGUUCCGCGCUGUUUGGUUUGCUCUGAGCAUCUCUAACCGGAGACAGCUAUGCGUUUGGGGUUUGUUAUUUGAGGAUGAACUGUAUAAAGAGGUUCGGAAAAGCCUGCAGAAAGGGCGUCUCCUCUGUCUGUGUUUUACAUAUAAUUUUAUAAGCUUUAAGAAGACUCUAAAACCUCUGGUAAGCCCCACACACACGUUUCGUUGCCUAACCCAAAAACAUCUUUGUGAAUGUCCAAAGGACUGGGAGCAGUAGUCUGUCUCCCUCCUGUAAACAUAUUGUACAGAGUGAAAUUAAUGUACACUUGAUGUUUUCAUUACCAGAUGCAGAGUGUUUCAAAUGCGUCCCAACUGUAAAUACAGUAUGUACCUUACAUGUAUGAAAAUUGAUAAUGCCUUUUGAUUAUUUUUUUUUUAUUUAACAUCCCCCUCUUCACUAAGUUGAUUUCUUUUGGCACCUCGUUGUGUACCAAUGUCUUUUAAGACAUUUCAAAUCUGCAUAUUAACUUGCUGUAAAAACAAAAUAAACAUGUUUAUGUACAGGG
Molecule: messenger RNA, 3572 nt
Organism: Gadus macrocephalus (Pacific cod)
Lineage: Eukaryota; Metazoa; Chordata; Actinopteri; Gadiformes; Gadidae
Gene: tm9sf3
Product: transmembrane 9 superfamily member 3
Exons: 15
Coding region: 127-1887 (586 amino acids)
Biological process (GO): protein localization to membrane
Cellular component (GO): membrane
Source: RefSeq, a predicted model, not a curated record